AAUGAAACAGUCCUGGGGUCGGCUGACUCUUCUUUUUCCCGCCCCUAGCCUGGUUGGAGCAUGCGCCUCCUGUCCUCACAUCCUCCAAGCCGCGGGAGCUGAGUAUGGACUACGCCCUAGGAAAUUGAUUCUAGUCUGGGGGAGUUCCGAGAGCUUCGGUUCCCAGAAACUUCAGCACCUCAAGGAGCGGACAGCGCUCUCGCGUCCCUUCCAGACAACUUCGGCAUCUUGGAAAACCCUUUCUUCUCUACAGCGUCCAGGGCAGGUGCAGAACGGAACAAACCAUCUCCUCUCCGUCUACUCUCCCUCUCGUUCCAUUCCUUCUUCCUGUUUUUACUCCUCCUCUCCAUUCAUAACAAAAGCAUCGCUACCAGUGCGGGUGGGUCUCUGCAGUUCUCUCUGUAACGCCAAGCAGUUUCCGCAGGGAGUAAGAAUGGGGCUUCUCCGGAUGGGGACGAUGAUUCAAGUGCUGGCGCUUGUCCUCAGCCAAAUUCAUGCUUUUCCCAAACCAGAGCGCAGCCAAGACAAAUCUCUACACAACAGAGAACUAAGUGUAGAAAGGCCUUUGAAAGAACAGAUUGCUGAAGCUGAAACAGAUCAGAUCUUGAAAACAGCCCCUCCAGAAAACAAAGGAGGGGAGAGAAAUUAUUCUUCUGAUGACUUGAACCUGCUAAAAGCAAUAGGAGAAAAGGAGAAAAAAGAGAAAGAAAGGAAAUUAGUACAAAACUCACCACAUAAUAAGAAAUUGAUUGUGGAAGAUGUAGAUUCAACCAAGAAUCGUAAACUUGUCGAUGACUAUGAUUCUACUAAAAGUGGACUAGAGAAUAAAUCUCAAGAUGAUCCAGAUGGUCUUCAUCAACUGGAUGGAACUCCUUUAACUGCUGAAGACAUUGUCCAGAAGAUUGCCACCAGAAUUUAUGAGGAAAAUGACAGAGGAGUAUUUGAUAAAAUUGUUUCUAAACUUCUGAAUCUUGGCUUGAUUACAGAAAGCCAAGCAUACACAUUGGAAGAUGAAGUAGCCGAGGUCUUACAAAAAUUAAUCUCUAAGGAAGCCAGAAAUAAUGAGGAAGAACCUGAAUUUCCUUCCAGCAGGACAGAGAACUAUGCUGAAAACCUCCCAGAGGAAACGACUCUAAAACCAGCCAUUCAAGAUGGUCUUACUAAUGGAGAAAACGAUGAUACAGUACAUAACACCUGGUCCCUACCUAAUACCUUGGAAAGAAGAAACAAACUUUAUGCUGAGGACAAUUUUGAUGACCUCCAGUAUUUCCCAAAUUUUUAUGCACUACUAAAAAGCAUUGACUCAGAGAAAGAGGCUAAAGAGAAAGAAACACUGAUAACUAUAAUGAAAACAUUGAUUGAUUUUGUGAAGAUGAUGGUUAAAUAUGGUACAAUUUCUCCAGAAGAAGGUGUCUCAUACCUUGAAAACUUGGAUGCAACAAUAGCUCUACAGACCAAGAAUAAACUCGAAAAAAAUGCCACUGACAAUAAAAACAGAUUAAUGCAAGAUAAGAGUCAUGAGGAAGCAGACAGUACAAAGGAGGAAGCAGCUAAAAUGGAAAAGGAAUACGGAGCACAAAAAGAUUCCACAAAAGAUGGAUCUAAUGCAGAAAAAAACGAGGAACCAAAAGGUAUGGGAUCCUCACCCUUGGCUCAUGGAAAAACAGAGACCUAUUUGGAAGCCAUCAGAAAGAAUAUUGAAUGGCUGAAGAAACAUGACAAACAAGGAAAUAAAGAAGAUUAUGACCUUUCAAAGAUGAGGGACUUCAUCAACCAGCAGGCUGACAUUUAUGUGGAAAAAGGCAUCCUUGAUAAAGAAGAAGCUGAGACUAUCAAACGUAUUUAUAGCAGCCUGUAGAAAAGACAAGGAAUCCAGGAAGGAUGCUAAAGUCUUCUGAUCAUGGCACACUUAGGAAAACAUGCUAUAGCUUCAAGCACUUUUAGUCCUGUGAUCUGCGUUCUUUUCAUUUAAGGAUUAAUAGAAAAUGCUGAAUUCACAUUGUAAUGAAUAUUUUAUGAGUGAUGAAAAGUAGCUCUCUUGAUAUAAAGACUGACAGUAUACUAAUAUCCCUUGAUUCACUAAAAAGAAGCAUUUUGGAGGAAAUGUGUAUAAAGUAAAAUUUUAUAUACCAAAUCCUUUUCCCUCACUGAUAUAUUCUAAAAUUAGAGAUGUAUUCCUAUGGAAAAACAAAUCCUCCAAUGAACAGAGUUAAAAUUUUUUUUCAAGGAAGGGAUUAAAAUAGGUUCGCAUUGCAGGGCAUGAUGGAUACUAUAGUAUCCCAAUGGCAAUAUGUCCACUGCAAAUUGUAGUUCCCACCAGCAGUUCACUUUGGGAUGUUAAAAUAAAUCCGUUCUUUUUUCUUUCAAAGCCUCUUUAACAUGACACGGUAUUGAGCCAUCUGCUUCUCUAGGUGCUAUUUUUAAACAGACCCUGAAUCAGACCACGGGCUAGGCUCUUUGGGCACCACACCAAAGGGAUCUGGAAAUUAUAUAUUUUUGAUGGUUCACCUACAAUAUUAAGAAAUUCAUCCCCUAAUUUGUAAAUUCCAUAAUAUUGAUAUUUGGAUCACUAAAUUUCCUUGUAAUAAGGGAUACCUGUGUACCUCCCAAGAGUCCAAAUUAGGUCAUCAAGUACACCUUAGAUCAAGAAAAAGUCUUAAGCCAAAUCAGUAGUUAUCUGAAUUGGAUGUGUUCCCAGAGCUAAAAAUAUUUCCCAAUAGGGAGCAGAAAGAGUUCUCAGCAACGAGGUAAAAAUGAAUCAAAUGAAAAUCAUUCCCCUCAUUCUGAACCAAAGCUGACAGAUCAGCUUCCCUAGAGGAAAAGAAAGUUAAUGAGCUGAAAGUCCUUCCAAAGCCUCUUCCUCACUCCCUUUCCACAAACAUGCUGCUUAAAAUAAUCACUCAGAAAUGGCCUGAGAACUCCAUGAAAUGUUAUUAGGUUGAUGCUCCCAUAGUAAUCCAUGCUUUGAGAUUUUAUUGUUCAAUGUACAUUAAGUCAAUGUAAAUGUUUUAUAUCUGUUUUCAUUUAAAAAUAAAGAUAUACUGCUUUCUAUAUUAA
Messenger RNA from Monodelphis domestica (gray short-tailed opossum), 3057 nucleotides. It is a transcript of the gene SCG3, whose product is annotated as secretogranin III. Gene Ontology annotation, biological process: protein localization to secretory granule. NCBI's taxonomy places the organism in Eukaryota, Metazoa, Chordata, Mammalia, Didelphimorphia, Didelphidae. Gene Ontology annotation, cellular component: secretory granule membrane. The record is from RefSeq and is a predicted model, not a curated record.